AUGGCGGACUCUGUAGGGCUGAGCCGCAGGGUCCAGAGUGAGCGGCGUCUCAAGGCUGUCGCCGCACACAUUUGUCAGGCCACGCCAGGAACCAGCAGCGCCCACUCCGAUACCUCAGACGACAUACAAAAGCCCAAGAAAUACAACUUUACUCCUCCGUCCACCCCAGACCGUACGACACAUACGAACACCAGCAGAAUGGGGAAACCAAGAAUGAUAAUCCUGAUUCGACACGCCCAGUCUGAAGGCAACAAAAACCGUGAUAUCCACCAAUAUAUACCCGACCACCGAGUUAAGCUCACGCCCGAGGGCCAUUUGCAAGCUGAAGACGCCGGACGCAGGUUGCGAGCUUUGCUUAAACCUGAUGAUACCAUUCAAUUCUUCACGUCGCCGUAUCGUCGCACUAGAGAGACAACCGAGGGCAUCCUCCGCACUUUGACAAGCAACGACGAUGAGCUAGGGCCUAGCCCGUUCCCUAGGGACAAAAUCAAGGUUUACGAGGAGCCUCGACUACGUGAACAGGACUUUGGCAACUUUCAGCCGUGCAGUGCGGAGAUGGAAAGAAUGUGGCAAGAACGAGCAGACUACGGACACUUCUUUUACCGCAUACCCAACGGAGAGAGCGCUGCUGAUGCAUACGACCGUGUCUCCGGCUUCAAUGAGUCUCUCUGGCGACAGAUUGGAGAGCCUGACUUUCCAUCUGUAUGUAUUCUUGUAACUCAUGGGCUGAUGACUCGUGUGUUUCUCAUGAAGUGGUAUCAUUGGAGUGUAGAAUAUUUUGAGGAUCUGCGUAACAUCAACCAUUGCGAGUUCAUCAUUAUGAAGCAGAACAUGGAAAACGGAAAGUACAUUUUGCAGAACGAGAUGCGCACGUGGAGUGAUCUGAAGAGAAGAACAGCGGCGAACAACUCGAGUUCAAGUCUAGCAAAGGCGGACGCGGAGAGAAAACCAACGAGGAUGUGGGGAGGCUGUGCGAUGGGAUGUAAUCAUGCGCAAAUGGAUUACCCUAGGCGACCGAGACGACAAAACACGCAGGACUUUAUCGGCGGCGCGAAGGGGACAGGGCCCACUACUGAAAAGGAGGACCAUUCGACUACAGGGCAAGAAUCUGGACUGGCAAGGAAGAGCAGCUUAAAAACGAAAACAAACCCUACGCAAAAUGGAUCCCAGGAGGCUACGAGUACGACCACGCAUCACCAUCAUCACGCCCAUCACCACAGCACUGAGAAACCCCCCAGACAAGACACUAACAAUGACGAUGUAGAUGGUAGCGACGCCGAUGCUGACGCCGACUCUUCGCCCAUGGCGUCUCCGCGAAAGUCCUCUUCAGGAUUGCAACUGCCUCUCCGCCAUCACAAAAGCCGAGGGCCUAUGUCCCAUAUCAGCAGGAUGGGACGUGACGGAGGAGGAUCUCAGUCGGGAAUCGGCUCUCCAAACGACAUUUCCGAUGAAGCAGAUGAUAGUGACUGGUUCGACACCAAUGUGCAUCAGCUUGCUAAGCGUAUGUCCAAUUCAGGACUUCCGAUCCGUUCGGAGCUAAGUCGUGGCACACUGUCGCAAAUCAACGAGGGCCCAGUCUCGUCGCAGGAGAAAAACGGAAGUCCUCUAAGGAACGGACGUAGUGGGAGUGUCACAAGAAACGGGAGAAGCGGAAGCAGAGGAGCCACCAAGAGGAGCGGCAGCUCAAAUGCCCAUACCGCACGGAGGCGAAACACGAAGAGCGAGGUGGAGAUGAUGGAGGAAAGUGGAAUGAAUGCAGGGAAAAGGGCAGAUGCUCUCGGCGAUGUGGACGGCGAAGAUGGAGAAGAUGGUCCGCUUCGUGAAGGAGACGCAGUCGAAGAGGCGAAGAUGAAGGACAGGAAGAGUUUUUCUGAGGUGUACUAGCGAUCGCAUUUCAAAUUGCUGCUGCUGAUGAUUUUGAUGACGAUGACGAUUACGAUGCGCAAUUUGUAGAGCGUUGCGUGCACGGCGUUUCGAUUUGAUAUAAACAUAGAUUGUCAAAAAGUAGAAUUCAUACCAGUUUAAAAUCUAAAUUUGCAUCAUCAA
Messenger RNA from Verruconis gallopava, 2046 nucleotides. RefSeq lists its product as uncharacterized. The record is from RefSeq and is a predicted model, not a curated record. The transcript has 2 exons. Gene Ontology annotation, molecular function: phosphatase activity. NCBI's taxonomy places the organism in Eukaryota, Fungi, Ascomycota, Dothideomycetes, Venturiales, Sympoventuriaceae. Bases 1 to 1884 code for a protein of 627 amino acids.